AUGCCCGUCCAAUCCUGUCCUGUCACAGUCGAUCCAGUCCACAAUAAACCGCAUCUAACCAGUGCCCCUGUGACAGUACAACCUCCUUCUCCGUGUCCAAAUCUGUUUGAUAAUUGCUUCCGUGAGAGCACGUUGGUCUUUGGGCUACCUGCUGCAAGAGCUUGCGGUAAGAGAUCAAAUGGUAGCCGAUCAUUAGGAGAUGAUAGCUCUUCUAGGACCGACAUUAGCCGCUAUUGGCUCUUAGUUACGCCAGUUGGCGAGUUCUCAUUUCUUUCGUAUCUCCAAAUGGUUGGAACAGAAUUCCAGACCGCUUUUCUUUCGAAAGAAUCGUCUCCUGCCAUGAACGGUACCGUAGCGGAAGAGGAUCAGGGAUGUCACGUCUUACGUGUUUCCUUCACCUUAUCACUCGAUGAAAGCUCCAUGGUUCAAGGGGCAACUACAGAAAAACGUGUCCUUUCUGUAAAAUAG
Molecule: messenger RNA, 468 nt
Organism: Nezara viridula (southern green stink bug)
Lineage: Eukaryota; Metazoa; Arthropoda; Insecta; Hemiptera; Pentatomidae
Source: the annotation of a GenBank genome assembly